Molecule: messenger RNA, 963 nt
Organism: Sclerotinia borealis F-4128
Lineage: Eukaryota; Fungi; Ascomycota; Leotiomycetes; Helotiales; Sclerotiniaceae
Source: the annotation of a GenBank genome assembly
AUGGCUACUCCAAAAGGUAUCUCUCCUGUUGACAGUAGUGGCAACCCAAAGUCCUAUAAUACGCCAAAGACACCUACUCCCGCACAACCAAAGGGAAAGGGAAAAGGACAGACAGUCUCAAGGAUUCCGACUCCAAAUAGCGUGAAUAGAUCCAGAUCUUCUACGCUUGUACGAUCAAAUCCUAUUAGUAUCGUUCAUGUUGGUCCUUCAAAUACCCGCAAUACGUCUACCACGAUUACCUCACCAAGUAUUAGAACUCCACCCACAUUGACUACCACGCUUGUACGAUCAGAUCCUAUUAGUAUCGUUCAUACCGGUUCUUUGAAUACACGCAAUACGUCUACCAUGAUUACAUCACCAAGUACCGGAACUCCGCCCACAUUGACUAUUGGUACAUCUAAUUCAAAGUCAAAGACCACACCCAGCGAAAGUCAGGCUCCGGUAAUAGCUACUGAUCGAUUUCAAUCAACUAGCCUCGAGCUCCCUCAAUCACAACAAGUUUCUAUUCCCAUUGUUGUGGCAAAUAUGACAAGCCCUCUCUCGUACAUCGGAAAGUCUCCGGCUACAGCCGUUCUGUCUACUUCAGAACCACCACCACUCAAGAGUCUCGUUACUACGAUAACUUCUCCCCCUAUCGCUCGUCCCGUCAUUACUUCCUCAAUGGUUUCUCCUCCCGUCUUCCUUUCCUCAAUGGCUUCUACUCAAUACACCUCAUUCACGCACAGCCCUCCCCAACCUCCACCAACCCCCAACCCACCAACCCCCUCUCCACCCCUUCCCCUCCCCAAACCCACACGAGCCACCCAAUCCACACCACUUCUCCCCUCCCACCAAACAAACACAAACCCACCCCCUGGCUUCUACGAAUACCACACCAUCCGUAAAACCACCCUCCUCCCUCUUCCCCCACAAUCUCCCUCCUCUCCCUCUUCUUCUUCCUUAAUCCAUACCUCAUUUCGUUGA